Messenger RNA from Didymodactylos carnosus, 2502 nucleotides. Lineage: Eukaryota; Metazoa; Rotifera; Eurotatoria; Philodinida; Philodinidae. The record is from the annotation of a GenBank genome assembly.
AUGCCAGCAAUAGAAAGUGAUUCAAGCGAGACAAGUAGUUCGGAUGAUGAGAUUGAAUCAACUCUUAUUUCCAAAACUGUUGGUGAACUAACAUUAAAAGAUGAUGAAAAUAUUUCGUAUCUAGCACAACUGCCAGAUGAUUAUGAAGAAGGUGGAGAAUCAGAUGAUGAUCAGAGACUUCCAAGAGUAAUUCAGUCAUCAUCGUUCGGUCAACUGGAUGAUGAUACAGAUUCAAAAAAGAAACGUAAAAAACGAAAAAGAACAUAUUUUAUAUGUGUUUCAAUGUGCAAAUAUGAAUGUGUUAGAAGAGCAGCAAAACGUCUUAAUUUUCGUGAAGUAGGCGACGAUGAUGAUUGGAAUGUAUAUUGGACAGAUACAAGUGUAGGAAUAGAGCGUGUUGCACAAAUGAAAAAGUGGCAGAAAAUAAAUCAUUUUCCUGGAAUGAGUGAAAUAUGUCGAAAAGAUUCAUUAACACGAAAUAUGUCUCGAAUGAUGAAAAUGUUUCCAAAAGAAUAUAAUUUUUAUCCAAAAGCUUGGUGUCUCCCGGCUGAUUAUAGUGAUUUUGGCAAAUAUUGUCAAGAAAAAAAGUAUAAAACUUACAUUAGUAAACCAGAUGUAGGAUGUCAAGGACGUGGAAUAUUUAUUACAAGAAAUCCACAAAAAGACAUUAAACCACAAGAUAAUUUUGUUGUACAGUUAUACAUUGCUAGGCCAUUUUUAGUUGAUGGAUAUAAAUUUGAUUUACGUGUUUAUGUUGCUGUGACGUCAUGUGAUCCAUUUCGUAUUUUUGUUUAUAAAGAUGGUUUAGCUCGAUUUACUACUCAACAUUAUGAAGAACCAAGUACAUCAAAUUGUAAAGAUAUAUUUAUGCAUCUAACAAAUUAUGCUAUUCAAAAACGAAGCGAUGAUUUUAUUCGUGAUGAGGAUACGGGCACAAAAAGACGAAUAACAACAAUCAAUAAAUGGUUAGUUGAACAUGGUGUUGAUAUUAAUAAAUUAUGGUCAGAAAUUGACGAUAUUAUUAUUAAAGUUUUAAUAUCAGCACAUUCUGUACUUAAACAUAAUUAUCGAGCGUGUUUUCCAAAUCAUUAUCGUGGUAGUGCAUGUUUUGAAAUACUUGGAUUUGAUAUUUUAUUAGAUCGAAAAUUAAAACCAUAUGUUCUAGAGGUUAAUCAUUCACCUAGUUUUACCACAGACUCAAAACUUGAUAGAGAAAUUAAAGAUGCAUUAAUUUUUGAUACAUUAUUACUAUUAAAUAUGCCUGCUGCUGAUAAACGAAAAUUUCUUGAAGAAGAAAAACGUAAAGCAAAAGACAGAUUAUUUCAUAAAGCAGCUGGAAAAAAAGAUAGCAAAUUUCGUGAAGAACAAGAAGAUUUAGCUCAACAAUGGCAAAAAGAAAUUGAAAAAUGGGAAGAUACACAUAGUGGUAAUUAUCGACGAAUCUAUCCGGGACCAACAACAGAUCGUUAUGAAAAAUUUUUUACACAAAGUGGUACACUCUAUUCUGAAACAGCAGCCUCAAAAGCAAGAUUAGAACAAGCACGAGCGCAAAUAGAUGAAUUACAACGAAAUCAAGAUAAAAUAAAUGCAUUUAAAAAUAAGAAAACAAAUAAUUCACGUGAAUUAUGUGGAGAAAGUCCAACAAGACGACCAUUAGCUAGUUUAAAAUCAUCAAGAAGUUCAUCAUUCAAUCGAACACCAUUAAAACGAUUAACAGCAAAUCAAAAUAUAAAAUGUCCAGUAAUGCCCUAUGGUGAUUCGGGAAAAGCUGUUGAAAUUGAUGAAAAUGAAGAACUUGAAAGAAUAAUGAGUUUAAAACAACGUGAAACAUUAAUACGUGGAAUGGGUAUAAUUGACAUGUGUCAUAGACUAUUGUUUGGAACAGCAGGCACAAUUGCCAAUCUACCACUAACAUCCAAUUAUACUAAUAUGCCGCCUAUUAAUUUAAGUAAUGCAUCUCAUAAUCUCUCAUUAUUGCAAUAUGUUGGCUCUUCAAAACUACCACCUAAUCGUUAUAGUGGAACAGCUGUUUUACAACAAUAUUUUACAAAUCAAACACAACCAAAAUUAGAGGGUUCAACAACGAAUAGUGGAUCUCGAAAUAGUCGAUAUCAACGUAGUGGAAAUACAUCUAAUCGGCAUAAUAUGUCAUCAUCAAACUAUUCGCUUAUGUUACCACAUGACGAUACAUUGAACAGUGCGAAUAUCUCUCAUAAUUUAGCGAUACAUGCUGAACGUCCCGAUCGAUUUUAUCUACCAAAUGCCUUACCACAGACAACUACAACUCUAUUACCUAAAACAGGAUUAGACAUACGAACAAAAAGUGCAAAUACUAUUCCUCGUCAACGGACAGUGGAUAAUUCAAAAGAAAUCGUCAUAAACGGUGAAUCGGUAUCCGUUCAGAAGAAACUACAAAUGUACGAUACUGAUUCAUAUGAAAAUUUAAAAAAAUUACAACUAAUUAAACUUCCAUCCUCAAACAAAGUGCAUACAGAUCAAUAG